AUGACGACCAUAUCUGUAGUCCCCGACUCUCCUCCUGAAUUGUCUGGCUCCAAAUCCUCCAAAUCCUCGUCGUUCCGCUCCUCUUCCCAAAAUUCGGGUCCCGACGACAUCCUGGCCGAUAUUUCCAAUUUUGAGGAUAUAGGUUUGGAGGACCGGUAUAUUGAUCCACGUCACUUCCCACAGGACAAGUUUGCUCUGAGGUCAAACCGUCGCCUCGUAUCCACCGGCAUAAGGUCUCGUACUACGCCCAUGGCGACAAUAGCGAGGGAUUUGACAGCGUCUGCCAACAGAAGGAAUAGCCCUAAGCUGCAGGGUCAUGUUCAAGUUACAGAAGUAUCGCAGUCUCUCGCUCUCCCACGAUCCCGGAGUGCAUCGCGAAGAGUUAUCUCUAGUUUUUCAUCCCCUUCGCUACAUCUCCACCCUUCGCUGCGACAGCGUUCGAGAUCCCCUUCUCCCGGCACGCAACCUACUGCAUUGUCGUCACGUAACAGUACACCAUUGCCACCGAGGCCCCGGCUUCCUACGUCCCGAUCUUUCACACAUUCCACGGCUCAACAACGACACAGAAAGACUGUAGAAGAGUUGGAGGAUGAAUACCACGAUUCAGAUGAAGAACUUCCUGAAGGUGCAACCUUAUGGAACGUUCCUAUCUCUCCGAGACCUCCCCACGAGCGGCAUGGAGGUAGACGUCCUAGCCCUGAUCGAAGGAGUCCCGGUCCUCGGCCGAUUCCACUGUCCCAUUCGACGUCGGCUCCUCCAUUAUCAGCACCUCCAACAACUUCAGCACCAACCUCUGCUAGACUUAAAAGUCAUAAACUGCCAAGAGCCAGUUCUCUAGGUCCUCCUCGAACGCAGCCGGUACCUCGUUCCCCGCGCAUCAACUCUUGGAAUCUGGUCAUGUCUGAGCUUUCUGAGGAAGCCAAAAUAUUGACGGAAGCGCUGGAGUUCCACGCUGAUGCUGCGAUCCAGAAGCGCGAAGAUCGCCUCCAGAGCGGAAAGUCAUCCACCAGAUCUAGGUCGGAAGAUGGAAAACGCGCAUCAAAUGGAAUGAUCCAGCUUCCACCUUUACAGAAGUCAAAUAUUAUGAUUGAUCCUCUCCCAAUUAGCAAAGAGAAAGAGAAGGUCUUGUCGCGAACCCGGCCAAGUUGGCUUCCUCCUAAGGACCCAAGGGAGGAAAGGAAGCACUUGUUGGAGUACAAACGUAUGAUGGAACUCUCACGUGAAGCGGACAAGCGUAAAGCUGCGGAAGCUGCCUCUGCCCUGUGUAAAAAAGAUGACACUCGUAAGAUGCUGCAGCGCAUCUGGGAUGACUACGUCUUCCCUGAUUGGGACCGCGUCAUAUCUGAACAUCGUACCAGGGAGCUCUGGUGGCGUGGAAUUACUCCACGUUCACGAGGAGCCGUCUGGCAACGUGCUCUAGGAAAUGAACUGGCGCUGACAGAGGAGACUUAUGUGAAGGCUCUCGAAAGGGCUAAGGAUAUUCAAAUCACUAUAGAUGAUAAUGCAAAUGAUACACAUGAGAGGAUGAAAGAGUGGUUCGCGGCCAUUCGGAGGGAUGCAUCUACAGCAUUCCCGGACCUUCAUUUAUUUGGUGAAGAUGGCCCACUACGGGAAAAACUGAUUAAUGUUCUCGAUGCAUAUUCGAUGUACAGAAGUGACGUUGGCUAUCUGUACGGCAUCCAUACUAUCGCAGCUCUUUUGCUACUCAAUCUCCCAACGCCAGCUGCGGCAUUUCAGACACUGGCCAAUGCCCUCAAUAAACCCUUGCCACUGGCCUUCCUAACCGCAGAUCCCGGUGCCACGUCUCGGGCUUAUUCUUUGGCGUCGACAACUUUGCGCCUGAAGUAUCCACGCGUAUCCAAUCAUCUGUAUGAGAAUAUGUACCUAUCUGAUGAACAAAUCUGGGGCCCCAUGUUCCAGACCCUCGUCACAAAUGGCCUGGACCUCGAACGCCUGAGCCGUGUAUGGGACUGCUGGGUCUUUGAGGGUGAUCGGAUUAUUAUUCGUGCCGCUGUUACCAUAGUUGGGUGUCUGGAGACUACAAUCUUGAAUAUAUUGCCUGGCGAUGAGGGCCAAAGAACCUGCAUAAGACUUUUGGGAUGGGGCUCUAAGCAUGUUGAGAGGGCUGGAAGAGUUAAUUCUGUUGAAUUGAAUCAUGCUGAGGUCGACGGGAACGGUGAGGGUGGCAACGGCAAUAACAGUGUUGGCAAUGAGCUGAGCGGAUAUUGGAUACUUAAUAAUGCUGGCGACGAGGACGCGUUUAUGGGAAUGGUUCGGGUUGCGCAAAGGAAAUGA
Histoplasma mississippiense is the source of this 2295-nucleotide messenger RNA. RefSeq lists its product as hypothetical. NCBI's taxonomy places the organism in Eukaryota, Fungi, Ascomycota, Eurotiomycetes, Onygenales, Ajellomycetaceae. The transcript has 3 exons. The record is from RefSeq and is a predicted model, not a curated record. Bases 1 to 2295 code for a protein of 764 amino acids. Gene Ontology annotation, biological process: activation of GTPase activity. Gene Ontology annotation, molecular function: GTPase activator activity.